Messenger RNA from Racocetra persica, 377 nucleotides. The record is from the annotation of a GenBank genome assembly. NCBI's taxonomy places the organism in Eukaryota, Fungi, Glomeromycota, Glomeromycetes, Diversisporales, Gigasporaceae.
AUGCGUGAAAAAGUUCAAGCCGCACUUGAGCAUGUUAUCGACAAACAUCAACCAAAACUUCAAAAGCAUAUUGAUAAUUGUUUGGAAUGGCUCAAAGAAAUCAUUGUUGAACAUCUUCCCCAUCAAAUUAUGGAACAUAUAAAGAAACAUGCGGAUGAAGGGGAUGACUUUUUUGAAGCUAUAGGUCAAAUUGCUAAAACAAUGUCAGUACAAGUUUCGGGAGAUUUUAAGGAUGAAAUUCGAGCAGUUACAAGAGAUCGUCUCGAUGAAAUUACAGUCAAUUCAUCAGAUGAUUUAACGACAGUAGUAGUAAGAGAAGCUAAGAAAGCUGUGGGCGAAGUAACACGUAAGAAGGAAAAGAAGGAUGAAGAGGAAUG